CGACUUACGACCGGUUGGGUAGUCCUCGACUUACGACCAGUUGGGGGUCACAGCAUUAAAAAGGUUGAGAACCACUGUUCUACUGGGAGCUCACUAGUCCUUUCACAAUUUCAAGAUUCUCUACCUAAAUAGCAGGCUCUCUGUAGGUAUCAUUAAAACAAACUACUAGCAAGCAGCUGGCCUAUAGACUUAUUUGGCUUCCUGAGAGCUUGUUGGCUAGCUAGUUCACAGUUUCUCUUCGCUCCUAAGUAUAAAGAGGGGAGGGAUGUAGGAAAAAUUCACUUGGACGUAGCAUAGCAUUUUCUUGUAAGUUCAUUUCUCCCCUGUCUACCCAUAACAAAUAUAUAGCAAUUCCUGUAUUCAACUCUGAAAAUUAGGGAAAUGCUACUAUUUGCAGUUCUCACUUUUUGGAGACAUGACAUCUCCAUGCAUGCCCAUUUUAAGCCACUAUCAUUUUAUUUUAAACUAAAGAAUUUAGAUGUUACUUAUUCUGUAUGUUGUCUGUAUGCUUCCUGUGCAUCAUCCCUAAUUUACUUCUACUCUGCAUGUUGCCCAGAACAUUUUGAUUAUGAAUUUUUGAUGUGCAGAAAGUCUCCUGCUCUCAUAACAAAUGUGAUCCAGUGAGCUCCAAUUUUUUACUGUCUUUUCUGUGGUUUAAUGCCUUUCAAAUAUGUAUGGAAUAUGGGGUUUGAGGACUGAUCAUAUCAUAUCAGUUGUGGUGGAAUGUAGUUUUAUUCCCAGGAAGGAGGGGCUGUAUUCCAGACAGCGAAGAGGCAGCAAAGUUGAGAUAGUUUGGCUGGAAAAAAGAGAAUUAAGAGGUUCCUCUCUAACAAUUCCCAGAGUAUAACUAUAGUUGUGCAAAUAGUUGUGCAAAUAGUUGCACAAAUAGUUGCUUUAGCUUGGCAAGAUUCUUUUCUACAGAUAAGGAACAAUAAAAGAAACUCCUCAGAAGUAAUUCCUGAUGUCUUGCUUGGCUCUUGGGGCCGGGCUGAUCAACUUUCUAUGUGAGUAAAUGAAGAAAUAUCUUAGUUUUAUUGGACAUUAUUAUUUGUUCAAAAUUGCAAUCUUCACCAUAUAGCAGAGACUUUUUUCAGGAAAAAUUCUACAAAGACAAGUAAAAUGAAAUCUGUGUGGCAGUGUAUUUUUAUCUGGCACGUCAUCACUGCUUGUUUAAGCAACGUUCAAGCCAUUUUAGAUGAAGUCAAAUUGCCAUUGAUUAAACCUAAUCCAGGAAAUAGACGCCUUAGCUUCCAAGUUUAGAUGAGUCAAGGAUGCUUCUCAGAAAAAAAUUAUGAUUGCUUCGCUUUCAUACUCACAUUGUUUAUAAAUGGUUGAAUAGAAAUGGAUGUCAGAAUGGAAAAGCUCCUGCUUGAGAAUAAAUAUACCCACCCAAUUAUGACCUGAGCCAUCUUCUUGUGACAUCAUAAUGUUGCUUGUACUGAUGGGGCUCAUUUUUCACUUUUGACUACAAUCUUUGCGUGUGUGCAGUAUAGUAUUGAGCAUACAGGAGCAUCAUGGGUAAGGCUACAAUUGGACAAGCAAGGUACAUGUGACAGUAGUGCAGCUAUGAGUGGAAUUUUAAAGAGGAAGUUUGAAGAAGUUGACGGCUCUUCACCCUGUUCCUCUGUGCGGGAAUCAGAUGAUGACAUCUCUAGCAGCGAAAGCGCUGAGAGUGGGGAUAGUGUCAACCCUUCCACUUCAAAUCAUUUUACCCCAUCCUCAAUUCUGAAGAGUGAGAAAAGGAAGAGGACAAAAAAUGUUCAUUUUAAUUGUGUUACGGUAUACUACUUUACCAGGAGGCAAGGUUUCACAAGUGUCCCCAGCCAAGGAGGCAGCACUUUGGGCAUGUCCACUCGUCACAACAGUGUACGCCAAUACACUCUUGGGGAGUUUGCAAUGGAGCAAGAACGGCUUCAUCGAGAGAUGUUAAGAGAGCAUCUCAGGGAGGAAAAGCUGAACUCCUUAAAACUCAAGAUGACUAAUAAUGGCACUGUGGAAUCCGAGGAAGCGAACACUUUAACGCUGGAUGACAUUUCUGAUGAUGAUAUAGAUCUGGACAACACUGAAGUAGACGAGUAUUUCUUUCUACAACCUCUGCCGACAAAGAAACGAAGGGCACUCCUACGAGCCUCCGGAGUCAAGAAGAUUGAUGUAGAAGAAAAACAUGAGCUGCGAGCCAUCCGUCUUUCGAGAGAGGACUGUGGUUGCGAUUGUCGGAUCUUCUGUGACCCGGAAACUUGCACUUGCUGCCUUGCAGGCAUAAAAUGCCAGGUGGAUCGUAUGUCUUUCCCGUGUGGUUGCACUAAAGAAGGAUGCAGCAAUACAGCUGGCAGAAUUGAAUUUAAUCCCAUCAGGGUUCGGACUCACUUUUUGCACACUAUAAUGAAACUUGAAUUGGAGAAAAAUAGAGAGCAGCAAGUCCCUGCGCUGAACGGCUGCCACGCUGAGCUAAACGCUCACAGCAGUGCGAUGGGUCCCACCUCCCACCCCCUGGAAUUUUCAGUCCCAGAGAACUUUGAAUUAGAGGCUGAACCCAGGGCUGCAGUGAUGCAUUUGCAGUCGGCAGGUGACUUGGAUUGCCCUGGAGAGGAAGAAGAGGAAGAGGAUGAGGAAGAGGAGGAGGAGGAGGAAGACGCAAGUAGCUUUUGUAGUGGAGUUACAGAUUCCAGCACACAGAGUUUAGCGCCCAGCGAAACAGAUGAAGAUGAUGAGGAGGAGGAGGACGAUGAGGAGGAGGAGGAAGAAGAGGAGGAGGAAGAAGAAGAAGAAAAAUUAGAUGAAUGUCUGGAAGGCUUGGGUGCUCAUGCUGAUGCAGGUCAAGCCCUUCCUUCUGUCCUUUGCUAUUCAGACAGCACUGCCAUGCAUGAAAAUCAGCCAAAGGCACUUUCCUACUACCCAAGCUCCACUUCCUUGUAUUACCAAAUAGAGAAUCACGGCCCUGGCACUCCUAACCAGAUUCGGGAGCCUUACUCGGAAAGAGAGACUGUUAAGAACGGGAAUCUUUCUCUGGUGCCUUACAACCCAACAUCAGAACAGUUUGUGGAGUACGCGCGGCCCUCAGAGGAAAAUUAUGGCAGCUCCCUGUAUCCUUCUUCAAACCCGUCGGUCAUCGUUUGCUGCUCUUCAUCAGAAAGCGAUAACGUCGUCCCAUGUAGCAGUUUAUAUGGGGAACAUCGGCCAAGGCAUCCCCAAGUGGAUUUUCCUUCAUACUUGAAAAGUCCUUCGCAAGAUGGAUUUGUAUCUACUUUGAAUGGUGGCACUCGCCUCCCAGAGUGUCCCACCGAGAAUUCACUCGGCCUUUCAGAAAAGAGCAGACUACACGAAGAGUGUAUUAAAUCUCCCGUCAUGGAAACAGUACCUGUUUAAAUUUAUUUUAGGACUGAAUCGCUCUUGAUUUCAAAUGCAUUCUAUUUUAAUUGGAUUCCCUGGAAGCGUUCUUAUUUUUUUUCUCUCUCAGCAGUGGAGGUAAGGGGGAAGACUGUGGUUAAUGUUUUGAUUUUUUUUUCCCCAUUGGUGUUUUUCUGUAAAGCUCUCUUGGCUGUGGCCAUUGCACAAAAACAGUUUGUGUAAAAAAGUAAACUUUUAUAAAAAAAACAAAACAACAAAAUGGUCCUUUGAUAGAAAAUACCCAGAUUUUAAAAUAAUCCACACAGAUAUAUAUAUAUAUAUAUCCACACCCACAUGAAUAAAGUACAAAGUACAAGCCCAUGUCUUGAUUUAUGCUGGGCUCUCUAGCUUACAACUUCUUAUUUUAUUGUCGGGCUCGUGCAAGAUAAUAAAAAUGUUACUUUGGGUUCUUUAUAUUUAGGAUAUUAAAAUAUCGCUCCUAUUUGAGGGUGAUGACUUUUUAAAUAUAAAUGUGACUGCAAACAAAAAACAAACAAACCUGAAUUAUUCAGUAAUGUAUUUGUUUAUUUAUUGUAGCUUAGUACUCAUAACUUGAUAAAAAUGAACUGCUUGCUCUUCGGAGCAGAACAGCACAAUGAGAUUUCAUUAGGCAAAUUGCUUUUGUGUGGGCAGUACAUCUGACCACAAAUCCUGUUCUCUGAUCUGCACUAGGGACUAUUCAUAUUUGCAAUUUAGGAAUGUAGAGAGGACAUACCACUGAGUCGUUUUGUUGACACUGGUGUGGAGUUUUUCUUGCAAUUGCUGCCCUGUCCCCAUCUCAAGGAGAGGACAACGUAUAAGACUUUUCUAAAUUGCAGCUAGUGGCAGCUACAUUUCUAAAAAUGUGUAACGUCGGACAAUCCUUAGAUUUUCAGGGGUCGAGAGAAGCAGCGUUGGCAUUAUAAGGAAGUUGGGUUGUGUUUGUUACUCAGGUGUCUCUCUCUCUAUUCUUUUCAAUCCACAAACUAUUCUGGAUGAAUGCAUAAUAGGGACACUAUCCAGCCAGACUUCUUCAGAUCUUGCCGUUAUUUUUCCCACGUUCACUGGCCAUUUUCCCUUCUACCAGUAUACUUUUCCUUAAUGGCAACCCUCACAUUUGUGAAGAACUUUGCUUGUCAGAAAGUAGACAAUGGUGGCUCUACAAGAUGGCUUGGGCUCUCUAUUAAAUAAGAGCAUUGCUGCAGUCUUUCCAUGGUUAUUUCUUCAUGUAAAGUCGGAAUGCUAUAUUUUUAUUUAUUAAAGUUAUUGUGCCGAUGUAUAAAGUGCUCAGAGUGAUCUUCACAAUAGCUUAAGAAAUAAUCCAGAGUGAAUGUCUGAACCAAGGUUAUCUCUAGAGCUCUGUGAUCAAUAUAGGAUUCGAUAUGGUUUCUCCUUGUGGUAUUUUCUCAUCUCCUUCAAGCUCUAGAACUCACGGGCAUUCUAUCUCUCCACUAGCCCUGGAACCACUUCCUUUCCCCCUGUAUAGAAUAAUAGUGUGUGAAGUGUCACAAGGGAACAUUAAGCACAGUGCUAAUGGAAACAAUCCAGAGAUAUCAAAAGGAAUUCCUUCAGUGGAAUGUGACAUUCCACUGCUUUUGGUAGGACUUCCUUGCAUUUAACUUUUAAUGGGCCAUGUGCUUUGUGCUCACAGCCCUGGCAGCUUUUGUGUAAGUAUCUUUUUGUUGUUCUAAAACUACCACACUUUUGUGUAGCAGCUAUGAGAAAUCUUAAAAGACACCACAGACGGUUGGUUCUUAAAUGUUGCAUCUUUUUAAAAAAAUAAUAAUAAUCCAUGAAUGAACCAGGCAAGAAUUUUCAGCAACUCUCAAAAAGAACUUUACUUUGAAUUUCUUUAGCCAAAUAAAGUAAUUAGGAAAAGAAUGGCAUUAUGCUAUUUGUGGAGAAAUUCCCUGAGCUCUUAAAAAAAAAAAAAAAAGAUACAGAACCCAGAAUCUGUAGGGAUGGAGUUUCUCAUUUGAGUGCGAUUUGACUCACAAUAAUCUCCAAAUAGGAAAGGAUUUAGGGUUGACUGGAAUCAGUAGGUAUAUUUCAGCCAUCGUUCUCUCUUGUUUUGGCAAAUGUCUUGAGAUUUGAAAGUGUGUAUUCCUCCAGAGAUUUUCUAUCACUAGUGUAUGCAAUUCACAAGUGUUUCUUCAUUGUAGUGAAUUAGGGAACAUUGUAGGCAUGGGAACUCUGUGGAGCUAUCAGAGUUCGGUGUUCCUGCCACCUCACCUCCUUAGACUUCUCUGAACUGGUUGUUCUAAAUAGAUCCAAAUGGGAAAUAUCCACGUGUGGCUCUUUUGUAGAUUUCAAGAACAAUAUUUAUGAAUGUAACCUGGAUCACAAAAGCUUAGCUUCAACUUAUUCAAAAGUGAAUGAACUAGUAGUUAUUCUUGUACCUGCCCAUUCUUUAAAGUGGCAAAGUAUGAGGUUUUAAAUUUAGCUUUGUCCUCUGAAAAUGGUGGCUUCAAGUACAGCAUUCCAUUUCUUCUUUGGAUAAUUUUGUUAAAAAUAAAUAAAUAACUGCGGAGGAAUGUGCCUUUGCAUGCUUAGUUCAAGAAGAUACCAACCAUAUCAAAAUACAUUUUUUAAUCUCACUGCAGUCUUCAGUCAGACUUUGCCAUUGAUCUCGGCAGAAGUAUCCUCAGCUUUAUUUCUAGAAGUUUCCCAUUUCUAGGAAUGUUCCUAGAAAGGGCCAGCUGAUUAUUUAUGCAAAUGUGCUACAUCCAAGCUACUUUGAUGGGGGGGAGGGGAAUAAUCCUUGGUGGUUCUUUAUUCUUCUGUUUCUUUACUUAUUACAAAAACUAGGCUGUGUUCCAUAUUCCUGGCAUGGGCUUACUGCAGGUGGUCCUUGGCCUUGAAUGUUGAUUCCUACCUUCUGUAUUUUACUUUCUUGAUCAUAUCUUUUCUCGUUAUUUUUAAAUAUACCAGCCUGGUCAGCACUGGCUGCAUUGCAACAGACAGAUGACACUUGGAUGUCCAAAAGGACUAGUUUUGCCGACUUCUUAUCCAUAAAUCCUUUCCUAUUUGAAUCUUACUUUUGUAUUCUUCCUCUUUGGCCGUACAGACUGUAUAGAACAAGGGAACUGAAAUAAACUACUAGUUUGGCACAUUGUGCUUUAAUUUUUGCAGUGGCUCUCUAAGUUUCCUCGAUACUGAAAAUAAUUUUGAAGAAUUUGCAUAAGAUAGUUGAUGCUUGUCAGAAGCUAGUUGGAACACAUCGUUUCUGCUGGAAAUAUGCCUUAAUUCCACGUCAUUGUAAAUUACUUCAUGGAAUAAGGCUUACAAAUCAGAAGGAUGACAACUGAAAGCCCUGUCCUAACUAGUUAAAUCUCACCUAGAUGUCAUGAUGGGACCCAAUCCAGAUGAUUAUGAUUCAAAAAUAAAGCGUACUAGAAUAUACUAUUUUUCCAGUUAAUUCUCCCAGUUCAGGCCUUCCACACCAAAUGUUCCAGCAAAAAGCAUGCCUUUGUCACCCGCUUAAUGCUGCAAGACUGUUUGGGACCCCUACAAGACCAUGCUCCAGUCCUUCUCCCACCCCACCAGUGAUCCAGCCUCAGGUGUUUUUUCUUUUCAUCAGAUAGUUCUCCAGGAUAAGAUCCCUACAAAAUUGUGCCAGAAUCCUACCAGAUACACUUCCACAUUGUCUGGGCAAGGCCAGUCAGAGUGGCCCCAGGUUUUAGCAGUGACCCACCUCUUCACGCUUAAGUCUGCAAAAUGUGUAACUCCUUGAUUUGCUUAUGGCCACUCAAUAGAUCACAAUCCACAGUCUGAGAAGCCUCACUGUGUACUAUCUUGUCAUGUUUAUUCAGCAGGAUCAGAGUCAAAGUUGAGUCAGUUCUCACGCCCUAUAUCAUCUGCCAAUUGUUUAUAUUUGUUUAAAUGAGAAAAUGCAUAGAUUUGUAAGUCACUGGGAUAUAAGAGAGUGAGUUGGAUAAAUGAUUAGUUGGGGUACGCUUUGCUUACCUCCCAAGCAUAACAUCUAUAAAACAUCAGAGGUGGGUUGCAGUAGUUAUAAAUACUAUUGGUGGCUUUGUUUUUAGUAACUAGGCAUAGAAUACAAUGACUUUACUACCAUAAUAAAUGAUAAAUAUUUUCUGAACUCUGAUCCAGUAGGACCCAGGACCUUCCACAUCAGGCCCAUUUACAAAUGGAUGAAGUGUAAGUGUGAAAACUGGGGAUGGAUUUGAUUUUCCUCACAGUCAUCCAUCUGCCAGCAGGCCUCAAAAUGAAAAGGAACCGUAUGCAAAUUGUUCUUUGUGGCUGAAACUGACUCAGUUCAUCUGGAAUCACACAAGGAAACUCUGCAUGUUUGGAAAGUCCCACUAUUUCUAUUAUGGGGAUAAACCCAUUUUGGGUGUAUUUCAUCACUGUGACUUUAUCCACUGUUAAUUUCCAAAGGAAACAUUAGAUGCUGAACGUGAUGUAAAGAAACUACAAGCUUAUUUGUAAUCCGAACAGUGCUAAGGCAAAGUCUGAUGGUACACAAACUUCGCUAGUGGUUUCUCACAUGAUUACUGCCAACACCCAUAUUUCAUGAAGUUAAACAAUAUAGCUUCACUGAGUUAUAUUGGUACAUGUCCAUUACCUAUAUGAAGAAUUAGACCAGAGUCAGGCAACAUGAUAUACACAGGAUCCACUGUACCCCCAAAUACUUUCCUUGCUAACUUUGAGGCUACCGAACUGUUUUUUUAUUUUCCCUGCAUUGAAAUAAUUGUUACGUAAAUGCACAGAUAGCAAGAUUGUAUAGCACCUGUGCCUGACUUCAUAUUUUUUACAAAAAUGUCUUUGUGUUUCAUGGAUGAUGUAAGAGUUCUCUGGAAAACUUUGCUUUUUGAUAAACAGGUUUUAUGUGUCUAGUCAGGCCCACUUGUGAGUUGCUUGCCAUAUGAUCUUAAACUUCCAGCCUAAAAAAGUUCCUGUUUUUCCGAUUGGACCACACUGUGUGGGAAAAAAAUAAGUGAUCUUCUCAGUCUAGAGAAUACUAGAUUGAGGGAAGUUGCCCUUGAGGUUAUAAUGUUGUAUAGAAUCAGCUUGGUCUAAUGCAGUGUUUUUCAAC
Messenger RNA from Crotalus tigris (Tiger rattlesnake), 8425 nucleotides. It is a transcript of the gene CSRNP3, whose product is annotated as cysteine and serine rich nuclear protein 3. Lineage: Eukaryota; Metazoa; Chordata; Lepidosauria; Squamata; Viperidae. Bases 1567 to 3366 code for a protein of 599 amino acids. Gene Ontology annotation, molecular function: DNA-binding transcription factor activity, RNA polymerase II-specific; sequence-specific DNA binding. Gene Ontology annotation, biological process: regulation of transcription by RNA polymerase II. Gene Ontology annotation, cellular component: nucleus. The record is from RefSeq and is a predicted model, not a curated record. The transcript is spliced from 5 exons.